Prosopis cineraria is the source of this 777-nucleotide messenger RNA. Its product is annotated as transcription factor bHLH162-like. The transcript is spliced from 3 exons. Lineage: Eukaryota; Viridiplantae; Streptophyta; Magnoliopsida; Fabales; Fabaceae. Gene Ontology annotation, cellular component: RNA polymerase II transcription regulator complex. Gene Ontology annotation, molecular function: protein dimerization activity; RNA polymerase II transcription regulatory region sequence-specific DNA binding; DNA-binding transcription factor activity, RNA polymerase II-specific. Gene Ontology annotation, biological process: regulation of transcription by RNA polymerase II. Bases 30 to 662 code for a protein of 210 amino acids. The record is from RefSeq and is a predicted model, not a curated record.
UCUUCUUCGCAAAACCAAGAAUUAUAAUAAUGGAAGCUCAGGGAAAAAAUAAUCAGCCUCCUCCUCCUUCCACCAAAGUCGAAAGAAAAGUCGUAGAGAAAAACAGAAGAAACCAGAUGAAGACCCUCUACUCUAAGCUCAACUCUCUCCUCCCUAAUCACAAUCCCCAGGAAAUACUGCCACUGCCUGAUCAAAUAGACCAGGCAAUAAAUUACAUACAGAGUCUGAAGGAGAAGGUGGAGAUGGCUCGAGAGAAGAAAGCAAGCUUAACAGGAAGCAAAAGGUCACAUGCGAGCAGCUCGACGAGUGGUGCUAUUGAGAAGAACAAGACUGUGGCAAGGUCACCAGAAAUAGAGAUUCGUAAAGUGGGUUCGUUUCUGGAGAUUGUUCUGAUCACUGGGUUGGAUAAUCAGUUCGUUUUUUAUGAGAUCAUUCGCAUACUUCAUGAAGAGAACGUACAGGUCGUGAGUGCUAAUUCCUCGCUCGCUGGCGACUCAAUGCAUCAUGUAGUGCAUGCAGAGAUUGGGCAAUCGUCGUUUCAAUUCGGAGCAACCAAGGUAAGCGAGAGGCUAAAAAGAUUUGUUUAUGGAUCAUCAAGUGAUGUGGAAAUAAACCCAGAGUUGUGGGAUUUUGACAUUGCUUCUGAACCAUGGGGCUUUUAAUUAACCAGAAGAAAUCCCUUGUUAAUUCUUCGGAAGAAGUUAAAUUAAUAUCAGUGUCUCUAUGUCAAAGGGAUAUUAAUAUCAGUGUAAGCGUCGAUCAGCUUCAUGCCGCCAA